GCAUGACUGUGGGACAAGCGAGCGCCGUAUGUAGUAACUUCAGCACCUGGACAGCGACCUCCGCGGAACGCGCGGUAGAUAUUGAUACACGCGCUGCACGCUACUCCUGAGGCAACGACAUGGCUUGAAAUGCUGCGUUAAAGUGAAGCGUGAAGUAUUUUGUGGUUUGAAAGCGCUGACAUACAUCACCACUGCCGAGAAGCGUUGUUUAGUGCGGAGUCUCCCUCAUUCACAGGCUUCGCUCUUCCGGACGGCGCACGCUCGCUGGCUGUGGCAAGAGGAGGAAAAGUAACUGUCAAGACGCGCGCGUCUCCGCUUACAUCCCACCGACGAGAUUUACAUGAAGAUGCAUUCACCCGCCGGCACCGGAUUGAAGCUCUUGCUGUGGAUUUUUAGCCACAUCAGCAUCUCUCAGGCAGCUUCUCCAUCACUCCAAAAAUGUGAUGAAGCCCUGGUCACACCGCUCCCGCAUAAUGCCUUUACCAGCUCCUCUGUGUUCACCGGUGGCUAUGCACCUGGAUAUGCCAAGUUAAACAAGAGAGGAGGCGCUGGAGGCUGGUCUCCACUGGACAGUGAUCAUUAUCAGUGGCUGCAGGUUGACCUGGGAAGCAGGAAACAGGUCACAGCCGUUGCCACACAGGGUCGAUAUAGCAGCUCUGAUUGGACAACACGCUACCGACUUCUGUACAGUGACACAACCAGAAACUGGAAACCAUACCAUCAAGAUGGCAACAUCUGGGCAUUUACAGGUAACUCCAAUACAGAGAGCGUGGUUCGGCAUGACAUGCAAAACCCUAUUGUGGCCCGAUACCUGCGCAUCAUUCCUUUAGACUGGAGCGAAGAGGGUCGGAUCGGCCUCAGGUUCGAGAUCUACGGGUGCCCUUACUGGGCAGAUGUGAUUAAUUUCGAUGGGCAGGGGGUGAUCUCUUACCGCUUCAAAAUGAAGAAGAUGAAGAUUUUGAAGGACGUGAUUGCCCUGAAGUUUAAAACGUCAGAGAGUGAAGGGGUGAUUUUGCACGGCGAGGGUCAACAGGGCGACUACAUCACUCUGGAGUUAAGGAGAGGCAGACUUCUGCUGCAGAUAAACCUUGGCAGUAAUCAGUAUGACUCCAUCCUGGGCCAUACAUCCGUGACCAGCGGCAGUCUUCUGGACGACCAUCAUUGGCAUUCUGUAGUAAUUGAACGCUACAGGAGAAACGUCAAUUUUACUCUCGAUCAGCAUACUCAGCACUUUCGCACCAACGGGGAAUUUGACCACCUUGACCUGGAUUAUGAGCUUAGUUUCGGAGGAAUGCCUUAUUCUGGGAAGCCAAUCUCCGGAGGCAGACGGAACUUCAAAGGAUGCAUGGAGAGCAUCAACUACAAUGGAGAGAACAUCACUGACCUAGCCAGACGAAAGAAACUGGACACCUCGAGCUUUCGAAACCUGACGUUCUCCUGCGUGGAGACGCACACAUUCCCCGUGUUUUUCAAUGGCACCAGCUUCCUGCAGUUGCCUGGCAGGAGGGACCACAAUAUGGUGUCUGUAGGUUUCCAGUUCCGAACUUGGAAUCCCAGCGGCCUGCUCCUGUUUAGCUCUCUGGCAGAUGGGAUGCUGGAAUUGGCUCUGAAUGGUGGAAAAGUCACGGCGCACAUCAACGUCACCCAGCAGAAAAACAUGCUCGUCGACGUUGCAUCAGGUUCUGAUCUGAAUGAUGGAGAAUGGCAUGAUGUUCGUUUCCUGGCCAAGGAGAACUUUGCCAUGCUGACCAUUGAUGGCGACGAAGCAUCGGCUGUGAGAAGCAACUCACCCGUCCAGAUCACAACAGGAAGCACAUACCAUUUUGGAGGUUAUUUCUUAAGAACCAGAGCAUCCCCAUCUCAGCGCUCUUUCCAGGGUUGCAUGCAGCUCAUUCAUGUGGACGAUCAGCUGGCCGACCUGGCUGCGGUGGAGCAGGGAAGAACCGGUGCCUUCGAGAACGUCAGCCUGGACAUGUGUGCCAUCAUUGACAGAUGUAUGCCAAACCACUGUGAGCAUGCAGGAAGAUGCAGUCAGACCUGGGACGGGUUCACAUGCACCUGUGAUGGGACGGGGUAUACUGGAGCCACCUGUCAUACAUCUGUUUAUGAGCAGUCAUGCGAGGCCUACAAGCACUUGGGCAGAUCAUCAGAUGCCUACUGGAUUGACCCAGAUGGAAGCGGACCUUUAGGUCCCUUCAAAGUCAUCUGCAACAUGACGGAGGACAAAGUGUGGACAACUGUGGUGAAUAACCUGCCGGCACAGACGCCAGUAACAGGCUCCAGUCGGGAGAGAAGGACUGUACUGCAGCUCAACUACAGUGCCUCUAUGGAGCAGGUCACAGCUAUAACCAACAGUGCCGAACACUGCGAACAGCACAUAGCUUACGCAUGCCGAAUGUCAAGACUGCUCAACACACCAGAUGGAACGCCUUACACUUGGUGGGUGGGCCGGGGCAACGAGAAGCACUUUUACUGGGGCGGCUCCGCACCCGGCAUUCAAAAAUGUUCGUGCGGCAUCGAGCGCAACUGCACCGACUCCAAAUAUUACUGCAACUGCGAUGCCGACCAGAAGCCGUGGAGGGAAGAUUCUGGGCUUCUUGUGUAUAAAGAUCACUUACCGGUGAGCCAAGUAGCUGUUGGGGACACAAAUCGACCCGGUUCAGAGGCCAAACUGACGGUGGGACCUCUCCGUUGCCAUGGAGACCGAAGCUACUGGAACGCAGCGUCCUUCAACACCCCAUCCUCAUAUCUGCACUUCUCCACUUUUCAAGGAGAAACAAGUGCUGACAUCUCCUUUUACUUCAAGACCUCUGCUCCCUACGGCGUCUUCCUGGAGAACUUAGGGAACACGGAUUUCAUUCGUCUGGAGUUGAAAUCCUCUACGGUGGUGUCGUUCUCGUUCGACGUGGGAAAUGGGCCUGUGGAGCUCAACGUUCACUCUCCCGCCCCGCUGAAUGACGACCAGUGGCACAAAGUGAGUGCCGAGAGGAAUACGAAAGAGGCCAUUCUGACCCUAGACCAGAAAUACAAGGAGGUUCGACCUGCUCCUACACAAGGACACACACGUCUAGAGCUCUACAGCCAACUCUAUGUGGGUGCAUCCGGAGGUCAAAGAGGAUUUCUCGGAUGCAUCCGAUCUCUCAAGAUGAACGGGGUGACCCUUGACCUGGAGGAGAGAGCAAACGUCACCCCUGGAGUGAAGCCCGGGUGCUCGGGUCACUGCACCAGUUUUGGGAUGUAUUGCCGUAAUGGGGGCAAAUGUGUGGAGAAAUACAACGGCUAUUCCUGUGACUGCACCUCCACAGCGUAUGAUGGACCUUUUUGUUCUAAAGAUGUUGGAGGUUUUUUUGAGGCAGGAACACUGGUCAGAUAUAACCUGACACCAGACGUGGUGGCUGCAGCCUCCGGCCUGGAAGACAAGAGCUUAACUCAGAUCAGUACAACAGAGAGCAACUUAACACGUGAAGACCUCACCUUCAGCUUCAGUACCUCCACAUCUCCCAGCGUCCUGGUUUAUGUCAGCUCUAAAACGCAGGACUAUAUGGCUGUGGUGCUCCGUCACAAUGGCACCCUACAGCUGCGUUAUAACUUGGGUGGCCUUAGAGAGCCUUUCACCAUUGAUAUCGACCAGAGGAAUCUAGCCAACGGGCAACCCCACACCAUCAACAUCUCUCGAGUCGAGAGAGACAUUGAGAUACAGCUGGAUCAUUAUCCACCAGUCAGUUAUACCCUGCCUGAAGCCUCAGACAUACAGUUCAACCUGGUCAAGUCUCUCUUCCUUGGACAAGUCUUUGAAACCGGUCACAUCGACCCGGUGAUUAUCGAAAAAUACAACACCCCGGGGUUUGUAGGCUGUCUUUCUAGAGUGCAGUUCAACGACAUCGCUCCUUUGAAAGCUGCACUCAGGUCCCGUGGUUCUGCACCUGUCACACACCAGGGUAAACUAGUGGAAUCCAACUGCGGAGCGUCACCCCUCACAAUCCCACCCAUGUCCGCUGCAACUGACCCGUGGCACCUAGAAGGAGGUGCGGAUUUCCCCUUCAAUGAGGAAAGAGUCAUACCAGAUGGGGUUAAUAGGAAUUCAGCUAUAAUAGGAGGUAUCAUUGCAGUAGUGAUCUUCACUAUUCUGUGUACGCUGGUGUUUCUUAUCCGCUACAUGUUUCGCCAUAAAGGCACCUACCAUACCAAUGAGGCCAAAGGGGGAGAGUCGUCCGAGUCGGCCGACGCGGCCAUUAUCAACACUGACACCAAUUUCACAGAGACCAUCGAUGAAAGCAAGAAGGAAUGGUUCAUCUAAUUGAAUGAUGGGCUGGGGUAUAUAAACUCUUUACGAAUCUUUUUUUGAUUAUCUAACGUUUUUGAAUCAAGCUCAUGAUCCAGUUUGGGAAACUGUUCUGUAUAUAGUGACUGGCUGGUCUCUUUUUAUUGUGUUUUCAAGUGGGUAAUCUCUUGAUUCACAUUAAUAAAUGAUUUCACCAUGCAUUCAUUUUUAACACAAACCUAAUUAUUUGCCAAAAUCCUUGUUUUAGUCAUUUUUGUGUUCUUAUGGUUAAUCUUUUGAUAUGUGUGGGAAAUGACUGUAAAUUUUAAAUGCUCUAUAUAAAAAUGUUUAUUUGAUUCAUUGCACAAAUUACAAAAUUCAAAUGACAUUACAAUAUAUAUAUCAUCAGUAUUACACUGAGCUGGAAAUACUGAAGCAUGCACCAAGAAUUUGGUCAAAUCAACUCUCUCCAUUUGCACAAUUAUGCAGAUUUUUUUAUUGUGGAAACCUUCAGGUUUUUUUUUCAUGCCAAACACCUCUCAGUCUUAAGCAUUUGUUUCACUAAAGGCUUUAAUCGUGGCAUAAAGAUGUUGUUUUGAGAGAUCAUCAAUAUCUGUGAUUCAUUUAUGCAAGCUGUGUGGUUAAAGCAUUGGCAAAUGAACACGCACGCAUGCACCACCAAUGUUUGUCAUGGCAGAUAAAGAGGGUGGGACUACUGACACCCAAUCAAAUGACUUAAUUCAAGGUGCCUUUAGGAUUCAGCCAAUCAGCUUCGUAUUUGUUUUAAAGUUAUUAAUCCAGUAUAUACCAUUCAAAACGAAAUCCCAAUAAAUCAAAUGGCUGAUAUUUAUUUGAUGUCUGAGCAGAAAGGUUUAGAGCGGAAACAGCAGUGUUAUACAAAUGUUGUUUAAUUUUACAUACAUGCUACAAUAUUUGAAGCAUUUAUUGAAAAUGUGCACUUGUGUUUACGUUAAAGGCAUGCAUUUUGUCGAAUUGCUGUCAAACUAUUUUUCAUUAUGCUUUUGUAUAUUAUUAAUUCUUUUUAAAUAUAAAAUUUCAAAUAAAGGUUAAUUUACAUACGGAUGAUGAAUUUUCUCAGACUGGCUUUCGGAAAACUGAGUGAUGUUUAUUUGAGGUGAGGUAUAAAAUCUCUGUCAUGACAUACAUAUCAUUAAUACUUCUAAAAGAAAUGUUUAGAUUUGUUAUGAUCUUUUGCACUUGUUAACACUUGUGGCAUGAAUGAGUUUUCAACAGGUAAAUAUGCAUACCUAUAUAGUGUUAUUAAAAAAGUAACGUUUUAUAUUGAAAGAUAUAUGCUUAAAGGGUUUCGAAUGGUUUCUUGUGUUCACAGACUAUAACAUGAAGUUUUGUUGAAUAUUUAUUUUAAGCUAAACAUUUCAAUCCAAUUGAUCUUUUUAGGGAGUUUCAAAUUCAGGAUUGCAGAUUCGGUGUAAUGUAAGUUUUAAUGGUGCAGUGAUUUGAACACUUCUAUUUUAAUAUUCAUUUCCUCAUCCUUCAUUUACAUUAAGAGUUAAAAUAUUGUUUUGUAUACCUGUAGGUUUAGUCAGUUAACAUUCACAAUAAAUGAAAUAUAUAUUUUUAUGAUGAUAUUUUGUAGAUGACCAAGCCCUUCAUUGUGUCUCAUCUAUAUGUGUAUUACAAGCCUGAAUAUUAAAAAUGUUUUAUGGAUCUGUAAAGAAAAUGUUGUAUUAGAAAGUUUCCUUGUGGUGGAGACAGAAAAAAGCAUUGAUGAAUUGUCAUACCAUCCUUUCCAUUUACCUUUAUCAAUAUUAUUUUAUGUAAAAGUUGAGUUUAUAUUUUGUUUUUAAUAAUUAGAAGUCUCUUCUAAUCUUUUGGCUCUCUCUCAUAUGGCACAUGUAUAGGCCUUUUAUUAAUUGUAAAUACCAGUUUUUGAGCACAACAAUUCAAGAAAAGUUCUGACAUUUGUAUUAUUUAUGAGUAAAUAUAAGAGUGAUAAGUGUAAACCGAAUAUUUACUCUUCAGUAUCUAUGAUUGCAUUCUGCUUGUGUAUUAAACGUAUUCUUUUAACAGCAGCAUGACCACUGUAUGUGAACUUACUGUACAUACUGUACUUUAAACAAUAUCACAAUUGUAUUUACUCUUGGGGGCAUAUUUUUUACCUUUUGUUAUGAUGUCGACAAAGUCAGGAAUGAAUAGUACAAUACUUUUUAUAUAUUUAGAGCAACACAGUUCUUAACUGGCUGUUUAACGUUAAAUAUUUGUACUAACCACUUUUCAUCCAUCUCAUUAUUGUGUGAGGCCUAAUUGCAAAAUAAAAGAAUUUCUCAUCAAUGUGGCUAUUCUUAUGGGAAGGGAAUAAAAAGUACCUAUUAAAUGCUUUUUCGUGUAGUUUUUAUUUUAACUCGUCUAGCCUACAAUACAGGACAGAUUUUUGUACAUUGUUUGUCAUUAUUUUAAAUUGUCCUUUAAGCAUUUACUAACAGUGUUACCUAGCUCAGUUUAUUGUUCACAAUUUUGUUGACAAUACUGUGUAAAACAGUGACCUUAUUUCUUAAAAUGUUUUCAAAUUGCAUCACUGGAAUGAACACUGUAAGGUUUCUAAUCGAUUUACAACUCAAUAUUGUCACUUAGUGGUGAAUAGUUGCAACAACAUGCAGGAUUCCUACCUGACACCUGUCGAAAAAAUGCUUAGUAACGAUAUGGCUAAUUGAAAUAUAUUUAUACCACAAUAUGUUUAAAUACUCGAUUCUGAUUGGCUGGAAGGUGUUCAGUAAAACCAUUUAAUGCACAGGUAGUUCCAGUCAGUUUGAUUACAUGUAAGGGAUAAUCCACGGCUAACCAUGCAUUAAUUAAAAAUAAUAAACAAAUUAAAAAUUGUAGUCGUUUUUGUCACAUUUUAGGAUAACGACUUACUUUACUGAAUGACUGAGCAUACACAAUCGUUUAGAAACCUAAAUAUAUAGGAAAGAGUUUCAUUAGUUAUGUCUGCUAAAUGCGUUCAUUUACGAGUGGGAUUCCUUUUGAACAACUCGAGGAGUCUUAUCAGAGAAGAGAGCAAAUUUAUCUGUAUUUAUUUAUGGGUGAACACAAGGGGUCGCUGUUUCUCUCUGAGCUGUGACGUAUGAUGACGCUGUUCUACGACGUCAGCUACAGCGGCAUCACGGGGCCUUGACUCUUACAGCAGGACGGUAAAUACACAUACAGAUUCUGGAAGGUGUAUGUGUGCUGCACAUCCACAUCAAUUCAGCUGUCUCAAGAACUGGGCUAUCAUCAUCAUCAUCAAGUGGUGUAAUGUUUAAAAAUGACUUUUCGUUAAAUUAGCUAGAGAAUAUUGAUCUCAGCAGUGCUUAGAAUAAACCUGGUUUUGUUCCUUACCUUUAAAACCAGCUCAAAGUUGCCAGCACAAAGUUUCAGAAAAAAUGCCACGGUCAAAGGAUAUUCCAGAAGAUGUCAAAGAAAGGGUUAUUUCUUGCCAUCAGUCGGGGAAGGGUUACAAAACCAUUUCAAAGACUAUGGGACUUCACCUCUCCACCGUCAGAUCUAUAAUCUCUAAAUGGAAAACUUUUGGAACAGUGAUGACUCUACCCAGGAGUGGUCGACCUCCCAAAAUUUCUCCAAAGGUACAAUGUAAAAUCAUCCAGGAAGUCACAAAAAACCCUGAAAUAACACUGAAAGAACUGCAGGCUUCUCUUGCUUUGACUAAAGUUCACGUUCAUGAGUCCACCAUCAGAAGGAGACUCUACCAAAUUAGACAUCUUGGAGCGUAUUAAAGCAAGAACAACUGAAGAAGAAUAAAAGAAAUGGUAUUCUCUUGAAAAAGCUUCAGGAUGACUCCCAACUGUGCGAGAAGAACAUUAAGACAGAAGUGGCCGAAGUGGAAGUUUCUCUAUAAUAUGUGACCUUUCAUGUCGGGUGUAAAUAAAAUAGACAAACAAUA
Molecule: messenger RNA, 8180 nt
Organism: Misgurnus anguillicaudatus (oriental weatherfish)
Lineage: Eukaryota; Metazoa; Chordata; Actinopteri; Cypriniformes; Cobitidae
Source: RefSeq, a predicted model, not a curated record